Messenger RNA from Ipomoea triloba (trilobed morning glory), 912 nucleotides. RefSeq names its product drebrin-like protein. Bases 1 to 912 code for a protein of 303 amino acids. The transcript is spliced from 3 exons. NCBI's taxonomy places the organism in Eukaryota, Viridiplantae, Streptophyta, Magnoliopsida, Solanales, Convolvulaceae. The record is from RefSeq and is a predicted model, not a curated record.
AUGAGGCCUAUUGAUAUGGAGGAGUGUGUGAACCUUGGAUUGAGGUUUAAUGAUACCAUGGGGGAGACUAGAAAAAGGGAAAGAGAGUUAUGGGACACUAUUCGACGACUCGAGAACCGAGUAGACGUGCUUGAACUUGAAGUGAGAAGGCUCAUACUCGAUAGACAUGGAGAGGAACCUUUCGAGUUGAAAGAGUGGUCAAGUGCACCUCGUUGGGAUCAGUCUGCUGAGGACGAAGGACGGACGCCCACGUCCGAGGAUCAGUCUGCUGAGGACGAAGGACGGACGCCCACGUCCGAUUUCGAGUCUGCUGAGGACGAAGGACGGACGCCCACGUCCGAUUUCGACCCCUUUGAAUCCAAAAGCCUUUGUAUGCACACUCGCUCAAGAGGGAGUGAGGGGUUACUACCACUCAAUCCCGAGAUUUACGCAUUGAACCGAAGGAGAAGGAGGGCUAACCGAGAACAACAAGAACAAGCGGAUCAAGAGGAAGAGAUGGCAACUACGAGUGGAACUAUCCCAAACAUGAACAUAGACGAUUCACCAAGAAGGAGUGAAACGGACACCCCCCGGGAAGAAAAUAGAGGACCACAAUUCAAUGAACAUGAGGCACCUCCUCCACCAAGGGAGGAGGCUCGACAAAGACCACAACCACCCAACCACCCACAAUAUCGACAAGAGAACGAAGAGUAUGAUGAACCAUUACCAAGGAGGAGAUAUACACAAGGAUUUGAGGAGCAAUUUAACAAUCCACUCUAUGACAUGCCACCAAGAAGGGAAGCACCAACUCCUAGACAAAGGAGGGAGGGUUUCUAUCAACCACAAUACGAUGAAGAGUAUUAUGAGCCACCAAGACCGAGGAGGAAUAUCCCUAGGGAUGAGCCAAGAGAGCAAAGAUGGGAAGCUAGAUGA